AUGGCAGACAGCAAGCGCCACAGCGUAGGAGGAAGAACUUCGUCACAGGGAUCUUCAGGCGCUGCGGGUCAGGGAAUGGCUGGAGCCAUGGUGCCUUUGGAGGCUGCAUUGAGCGGUGCAAUUGGCGCACGUGUUCGCAUCAGCACCGCCGCACCCACCCCCUCUACGAUCGAAGGAACCCUCUUCACGGCCUGUCCUAUCACCAACCUGGUUGCUAUCAACACUGCCGACGGUAAGCAAACGCAGAGCGGCGAUUAUCGCAUCAUCCCAGUGUCGCGGAUACAAUCCUUCCAGCUCCUUUCGCUCGCUCCGUCAGCCACUUCUUCCGAUGGACCGUCGUUCUCCGAUGCCGUGCCCUCGGUCCAUGCGCUUGAUAUCCGCGCCCUGAAGGCUCGAGAGGCCGCCGCUGUCGGCAAAUUACAGGAGGACGAGAAGCGCCGUGGCAAGGGCGUUACACGCGAGGCCCAGGACCUCUUCGAUGCGUUCUAUCGCACAAUGCCGGUCCAGUGGGACGGUCCCAACAUCAUCAUAGCGGAAGCCGUUGUCAUUGCUCCUCCAUACCGCGUUGAUGACUGUCGACCGCUAGUGGCGGGUGACACGGCUGCUCUUGCUCGAGUGCGCAAGGUGCUUGAGAUGGAACGCAAGAAGAUCGAAUUGCGAUCUGCCAGCGCCACGAUCGGAACCACCAAUACCUUCUCGCGAAACUCUACUGCCAGCAACCCCAACGCAGCUUCAGGGCCAGGUGCUACUGGACAAAGAAAGGGCGGUUGA
Molecule: messenger RNA, 771 nt
Organism: Aspergillus melleus
Lineage: Eukaryota; Fungi; Ascomycota; Eurotiomycetes; Eurotiales; Aspergillaceae
Product: anticodon-binding domain-containing protein
Exons: 3
Coding region: 1-771 (256 amino acids)
Source: RefSeq, a predicted model, not a curated record